CAUCACACGCAUCAUGUGCAGAGCCCUCUUUAUCAUGAUAUCCAGCUGAGGUAUAUAUCAAAAGAACUCGACACAAAGUCUUUAUAUACAGUGCCAAUAAGCAGGUUCUCUGUCUCUAAACAAUGUCUAUCCCAAUCAUACCUUCUUCAAUGCCCUCGUUCGAGGAUUCUUUCGGCCCUGCACUUGUUGGUUCAUGGCUAGCAAUGGGUUUGUAUGGACUUACGACGACACAGGCAUACAUUUAUUGGAUUCACUAUCCAAAAGAUAGUGCGUGGACAAAAACAUUGGUUGUAUUUCUCUGGGUUCUGAGCACAGUGCAUUCUGUUUCAUUGUCCCACCAUACUUAUCUCCACAUGGUAAAAGUAGAGUCAGACAUUCUACUAGCUUUCAAUAACACAUGGUCAUUGAAGGCGACUGUUCUUUUAUAUGUAAGGGCAGCCAUGGUUUGUCGAGUCAAGCUAUGGCUAAUCAACUGAUUUUUUCCUUCUUUCGAGAUCAUAUCAUACAUCACCAUUACGGCUUACUACAUGAAGAUGAUUUUCCAAUUAAGCAGUGACUGGUUUCGCUGGUGGCUGAUUGGAAUACUUGCGCUCCCUUCUUUGUCUUUUUCCAAUCACCAACGCUCAUGAUCUUACCGGAAAUUGCU
Molecule: messenger RNA, 646 nt
Organism: Serpula lacrymans var. lacrymans S7.9
Lineage: Eukaryota; Fungi; Basidiomycota; Agaricomycetes; Boletales; Serpulaceae
Exons: 13
Coding region: 123-476 (117 amino acids)
Source: RefSeq, a predicted model, not a curated record